AUGGACUUAUUUAGAAGGAUUUUACAUGGUGGUGAGGUGCCAUUUACUCCUAUUCCAGGAACUUUCCCUGAACCGCAAACACAGCAAGAGACACAGACACAGAGAAGAGACGGCUCAGAACAAGAGGAGACCAGCAGACCGACGACUAGACGAACAAUUUUAUCCCGUAGAACCAUAGCGAUGAUGGUGCUGCAACUCCCACUGGUGAUUUUGCAUUACAUUAUGAGCUUUAUGAUUACUAUGGUGUCUUUAAUUAAACCACUCUAUGCUCUUCAAGGAUUUUAUAAGAGGAAAAGUAUGCGGACGUCUGAUGGAAAAUCCAGGCUGAACAACCUUUUAGAACUAUUGAGCAAUGAAUCAGAAAGAACUUUGAAUUCUGAAGACAGUGGCCUGACAACCUACAGUUUUGGGUCAUUAUACAGCUUGGAAAAUGGGAGUUUUUGUCAAGACAUCGUGCAAGGAAGCUAUACCGAUUUGUUAAAUGCAUGCUCCGAACAAUGUAAGUUUGCAAUGAUAUACCUACAUGACUCAUUACUGGAUAACAGCACCGAAUAUGUCAAUGGAUUGCUAUGCACCGAACAGUUCACUACAUUAAUUAAAAAGUACCAAAUAUUGCUGUGGUUCAGUGAUGUGUCGACGUCUGAAGGGCUACAAGUAGCGAAUGCCUUGAAGGUGAGACAAUUCCCAUUUUUAGGCUUGCUCAGUCUCAAAGCAGAAAAUAAAAUCGAGCUGUUUGGCAGAAUGGAGGGGAGUUUGACCCAAUAUAAGGCCAAUUUCCUGGAAAAUAUGCUGGGAAAGGCUUAUUCGAAACUUCUUCAGAUACGUCAACAGAGGCAAAACAAUGCUCUUCAACAGCUCAUAAGAGAACAACAAGACAAUCGAUACAAUGAGUCGCUCAGUGCGGAUCAGCGAAGAGAACGCGAAAGAGCAACACAACGGGACACGAUGAAUCAGGCAAUUGAACAGGCAAGACUGAAAAUGUUAUGGCUGCUCUGGAGGAAGUCCACGUUAGCACCAGAACCUUCAAGUGACUCCGGCAUUCCAACCUGCAAAGUUGCUAUUAGGGCAGACUCCGGCGAAAGAGUUAUCAGAAGAUUCGAUGCUUCUUUACCAAUUGAAGAAAUAUACGCUUUCGUAGAGCUUCAACGAACACCCAACACUUUGGACGCUGAAGAAUCCCAAAACACCGGAGCUCCACCUCGGGGAUACCAUCAUCAAUAUGAAUUCACACUGGUUAGUCCUGUACCAAGAAAAGAGCUCGAACCUUCAACAGUUAUUCACGAUGAAACUGCUAUUUUCCCGUCGGGUACAAUAAUUAUAGAAAAUGUCAAUCGGGAUUAA
Molecule: messenger RNA, 1341 nt
Organism: Zygotorulaspora mrakii
Lineage: Eukaryota; Fungi; Ascomycota; Saccharomycetes; Saccharomycetales; Saccharomycetaceae
Gene: UBX3
Product: clathrin-mediated endocytosis regulator UBX3
Exons: 1
Coding region: 1-1341 (446 amino acids)
Cellular component (GO): endoplasmic reticulum
Molecular function (GO): ubiquitin binding
Source: RefSeq, a predicted model, not a curated record